AUGCAGCAGUACAUGUUUAGUUCCAAAAAACUGAUAGCCAACACUAUUAUGUCAAACGUAGUAUACGGAGGACUGCUUCUUGCGCAGAGUGUUGCAGCAGCUGAACAAACUGUAUCCACUGAUAUGAAAAUGCACUCCGUUCACUCACAUUUUCUUCUUUCCGCUGUACCCGAUGAACCAAUAAAUUAUCGUGUAUUAACUAUUCGUAAUGGCCGUAGUUUUUCGGCCAGAACCGUUCAUGCUGAACAGAAAGGAGAAAUUGUAAAAUCCUGUCAAAUUUCUUUUCACAAAAAUGAAAAACCAGCAAUUAAACACCAAAUAGAAAUGCCAAAAGUUCCGGAACCAGAGGAGUGCACAGAGUUGCACGAGGGUAUUGAAAAUUUGUUGCGUAAAUAUUCCACUCCAAAUGGUAAAUUGGAUAAGCAAUCAAAAGUUCCAUUUGUGGAAGAUCGCUUAAUGGCUCAGUGGCAGCUGUUCGAGGUUUGCUUAUUUUUGACAAAAUUAAUACGCCUCAUCCAGGUUAGACCGACAUCUGUCGAGCAGUUCUUAGGAUAUGCUUUGUGCGACAAAACGUCGUAUGUCUGGUUCCGAUCGCGACAAAAACUGAGCGAUGAUCCGAAGAUACACAGACUAAUGCUUCUCUACAACACAGACUCUACCAUCUGUGUGACGCCAGUUCGAUAUCACCAGAGUCGUGGCUUUAUACCAUCACAGUUUACUUCGCUGGACCACUCUGUUUGGCUUCACAGAGACGACUUCCGUUCUGAUGAGUGGAUGCUGUAUGAAAACAAAUCUAUUGUAGCCGAUCAGGGGCGAUCUUUCGCUGAGGGUUCAUUUUGGACGCGGGAUGGACAUCUGAUCUGUUCAACAGCUCAAGAAGCUUUAGUUAGAACGAGGACAGCGCGUUCACACUUGUGA
Molecule: messenger RNA, 918 nt
Organism: Enterobius vermicularis (human pinworm)
Lineage: Eukaryota; Metazoa; Nematoda; Chromadorea; Rhabditida; Oxyuridae
Source: the annotation of a GenBank genome assembly